AGUUAAUAUUAUAACAGAGAUGGAAAAGAAGUUAAAUGGAGUAUCCGUGGAUAAGAUUGAACCCUUAGACACGAGCGUGAAGGAAAAUUACUCCUCUUUUAAGGAGGAAAUCACGCGCCAAGCAAUUACCUCGCUUCGCGAGCGUAUUCCGCAAAAGAUCUUGUAUUUUAAUUCAGUAAUAAGUGAAAAUGCCAAGAAUGGAUACCUGUUCAACUCGAAUGAUCUGGAUAAAGAAUCUUACCGACGUAUUUCCGGGAAGGAUUCUGCGAGCAAGAAGCCAAAGCGGUCAUUAGAUGAGGAGAACCAAACUUUGGUCCCGUCUCACAAGCAGAUCUUUAACGAACUUGAGAAGAUAAAGUUGGAGGCUUCGGAGCUCAUAGAAAUUCUGGGCAAUAUCAAACUUUGGAUCCAACUAAAUGUGCCAAGGAUAGAGGAUGGCAACAACUUUGGAGUUGGCAUUCAGGAAGAAGUUAUUCAGGAGCUAACUCGAGUAGAAGACACCGCAUUCAAUCUAUAUGAUGCCAUUGUAAAGUACUAUAUGGCCAGGGCAAAACUCUCCACAAAGGUCCUAAAGUACCCAAACGUUGAUGACUACGGCGAGGCCAUCCGGGAACUAGACGAAAAGGAGUGGAUCCAUAUCAAAAUUACAAAGGUAGACAUGCGAAACAACUACAGUAUGCUCUAUGAUUUGCUAUGCAAGAACUGGGAGAAAAUCGUCAAACCAAAAAGCGAAGACGGCCGUUAUCGUAUGACAUUUUAAAGAUGCA
Molecule: messenger RNA, 767 nt
Organism: Theileria equi strain WA
Lineage: Eukaryota; Apicomplexa; Aconoidasida; Piroplasmida; Theileriidae
Product: subunit of proteaseome activator complex, putative
Exons: 7
Coding region: 20-760 (246 amino acids)
Biological process (GO): regulation of proteasomal protein catabolic process; positive regulation of endopeptidase activity; regulation of G1/S transition of mitotic cell cycle
Cellular component (GO): cytoplasm; proteasome activator complex; nucleoplasm
Molecular function (GO): endopeptidase activator activity
Source: RefSeq, a predicted model, not a curated record